UUCUUUCAAACACACACACUCAUACACACACUUCGCUCUACAUCCCUCACACACAAAUGCCAGCACACUCACACAAACGCGAUCCAGUAACCACAGCUCCAUCAGUCCAACCCGCUCGCUAGUGGCUGCCUUCGCCGACACGCAGAGCUGUGGCAGGAGCUCCUGCUGGCUCUGUAGCACAAAGCAGAGGUGAAGGGGAAUCCGGGGACUCAAUUUGGGAGGCAAGAGAUAAUUCCGCGACAUUGCUGGGAGGAGCAGAGAACGGUGAGGGAAGGUGAGUGAAUGCACUUCGGUCCAGCUGCUGCUGCUGCUGCGGGAAGAGGAGGAGGAAGACGAAGCCCAGCAUCUGGAGAAGCUGGAGGACCAGCACUGUAACAUCAUCCUGCACAGACUCGGAGGAGACGGCCAGCGGAGACCAGGGUACCUCCAGGCUCAGAUGUGGAGGGAGAGCCGGUCAACUUGUACUCCUGGGUGUCUGGCCCAGUGAUUCGACCCCAGACAGGAAACAAAGGAAGAGGAAGAAAGGAUGGCCACGAGGGCGAGCCUGGGUCAGGAUGUAGGCUGGCUGGUGCCUUUCCUUUUCUUGUUACUAAUGAUCACAGUGUCACCUGCCCAAAGCCAAGGAUGUCCCCAGCGCUGUGAGUGCAUUGCUAAGCUCAAGACUGUGUCUUGUUAUGGUAAACGCUUGUCUGCACUGCCCGAUGGAAUCCCACUGGACACCAAGAUCCUGGACUUGAGUGGGAAUAAACUGCGUUGGGUAGAACACGGAGACCUGCUUCCAUAUUCACGUCUCGAAAAGCUAGACCUGAGUGAGAACAUGAUCAGUGUCCUGGAACCAAAUGCUUUUUCUAGCCUUCAGAACCUUAAGUCGCUUUCACUGAGAGGUAACCAACUGAAGCUGGUCCCUAUGGGAGCUUUCUCACGUCUCUCCAACCUAACUUCAUUGGACCUUAGUGGGAAUAAGAUUGUAAUUCUUUUGGACUUCACUUUCCAAGACUUGAGAAGUUUAAAGAACUUGGAGGUCGGCGACAAUGAUUUAGUUUAUAUCUCUAACAAGGCCUUUCUGGGUUUGGUGGGACUGAAGGAGCUGACAAUUGAGAGGUGUAACCUGACUUCGGUGUCCAGUCAGUCUUUGUCUUACCUGCAUAACUUGGUGACUCUGCGGCUCCGCUACCUCAGUAUCUCUGCCUUAGAGGACCAAAACUUCCGGAAGCUGGGAAACCUGAGGGGCCUGGAGAUCGAUCACUGGCCCUUUUUGGAGUACAUCUCUCCUCACAGCCUGCAGGGUCUCAACUUGUCCUGGCUGUCUAUCACACACACCAACAUCACCUCUGUGCCCACCUCUGCCCUGCGUAGUUUGGCUCACCUCACCAGCCUCAACCUAUCUUACAACCCCAUCACUGUGUUGGAGUCCUGGGCAUUGCGGGAUCUCGUAAGGCUGAAGGAGCUGCAUCUAGUCAAAACCAACCUGGCAGUAGUGCAGCCCUAUGCGCUCGGUGGUCUAAGGCAAAUCCGCCUUCUUAACCUUUCCUCUAACAGCCUGGUGACCCUGGAGGAGGGAGCCUUUCAGUCUGUCAACACUCUGGAGACGCUGCGUUUGGAUGGAAACCCUCUGGCCUGCGACUGCCGCUUGCUUUGGAUCCUUCAGCGCAGGAAGACCCUGAACUUUGAUGGUGCCUCCCCGGUGUGUAUGACACCUGUUGAAGUGCAAGGACGUGCUCUCAAUGCUUUCUCUGAUUCAGCUCUCUUUGACCACUUUACUUGUCAAAAGCCCAAAAUCCGCAACCGGAAACUGCAGCAGAUAUCUGCCCGCGAGGGACAGGUAGUGUCAUUUAUUUGCAGAGCAGAAGGUGAACCCACACCGGUGAUAUUCUGGAUUUCUCCUCAGCGCCGCCGCAUCACCACAAAGAGCAGCGGCCGCCUUACCGUGUUACCAGAAGGCACGCUAGAAAUCCGCUAUGCCCAGGUCACAGAUAGUGGGACGUACAUUUGCAUAGCCAGCAAUGCCGGUGGAAAUGACACAUAUUUUGCCACACUUACAGUGAGUGGGCUGCCGCUGGAUGCAGCCCUCAUGGCCAACCGCACCUACUAUGCUGGGGAUCUUAAUGACACAAAUCUGAAUGAUACCAGAGUCUUCUUGAAGUUUACUCUGGACCUCAAGACGAUCCUCAUAUCUACAGCCAUGGGCUGUAUCAUGUUUCUGGGGGUAGUCCUUUUCUGUUUCAUUCUGCUGUUUGUGUGGAGUCGAGGGCGAGGGCAGCACAAAAACAACUUCUCUGUAGAAUAUUCUUUUAGAAAAGUGGACGGGCCUGCAGCCAGUGGAGGACAAGGUGGAGCACGGAAGUUCAACAUGAAAAUGAUUUGAUAUGUUUUAGUGUUCUCUCCUCAGUGCUGAUUAUAAGCACACAUCAAAGUGGACUGCUGUGCUUGAAGAGCAUCAACGUCAAAUCUUUGCGAGACCUUGAUAUAUUUCUAUAGCUCUUUCUUGUGUAUUCACAUUAUUGUGCAGAGAAAAGCUAUAUUAUCAUCGAAUAUGUUUUAAACUCUUGAACAGACUUUUAAAAGACCAAUCGGCAAAGUCCCAUCUACACUAUCUUCAUGCUCCGACCAGCUCAGUUCGAGGAAUUCUCCCCCGUUUAUCUCAAAAAGAAUACACCCUUCUCCUCCGUCUGCUCUGUCUACAAACCGGUGAAUACAUAAUAUUAGGGUGGUGCUCAAUAAAUGCCAAGGACAUGCCAAUAUGUAUUUUAGUAGUUCCAGCUAUAUACUGCAUAUUUAGACUUAUUCACAGUCAUAAGUUGAGCGCAACAAUAUAUUCGCUCUGCUUGAAGACAUUUUGCUGAUGGUGGGUUCGUACAGAAUAUAUUACACUUAGAAUACACUCUGCAACACUGCCAAUUCGACCGGAAAGCACCAAGUAAUAUCACUGUCAGUCCAAAGGGACGGCAAAAAGAAGUUUCACAUCAAUAGUUACGGCUGGAAGUUGUUUAAAAUAACAUUCUACAGAUUUUUAGCUACAGUGGGGCCUGGUGCACAGUAAUGUGGUGACAAAUCAGCACAUGCCAAUACACGUUUGCUAGUCAGAUUUCCCAUUGUUGUUCAGUAAAGAACUACAGCUUCCUCCUAAUCUGCAAACAUGUGUAUAAAAUGAAAUGCAUGUACAGAGUUGGCUUCUUACUUUGAAUAACUUGUAUUAUUUGUAAAGGAAACACUCAUAGGGGUGCAUAAGAUGUAUUAUAUAUUUUGUAAUUACUGACCUUGAAGUUCUUGUGGUCGUUUAUAGUACUGUUGAGUGAUUAAUAAGGUUUUAAUGUUAUGCUGUUAUUAAAGUGUUAAAGUCCUAUUCGGAAUGACUCAUAACAGUUCAGUUAGAAGCGUUUUUAUUUUUAUUUCGUUUCGACUGAAACACAACCCACUCCCUGAGCUCACUGACUCAGCAAAUCAUGAAGGGCAUUUGCAUCAAGUUUCACUUCGUUUACCUAUUUGUAGCUGUACAAAUAACACGAAGGCUUGUCUGACCUGUGGCUGAAGAAACUCUAAUUGCGUUUGAGGCAUUCAGUGUGAAUGUUUUUUAAAAACAAUCUUUGCAAAACUCUAAAUGACACCAGCCAAAGUCAUUUGAGGAAAGCUUCAUGAUACAAUCAACAACAAAAAGCUGCAUGAUAACUGUGACUAACAUUGAUGCCUAGAUGCUGAUAACAGAGGUCACCCGCAUGCCGUUCUGCUCUCAAGCUCUAUCUCAUGAUCUGUGGGUUUAGGGCUGGGACCCAAUGUCAUUAUCACAAACCAUUUAUUUCUGUUUGGCUUUGACUGCUGAUUUCUAACAGUGUUGUUCUGCUGCCCUCUGUUGACUAAGACGAGUAUUGUACUUUUCACUAUUUCUAUAGUGCAAGCAGGGUUUUACUUAAUAUUAAGUAAUUUUUUUCAAUUUCUCAAAAGGCAAAUGUGGAAUUCAGCAAUGGUCGACCUAAAUCAGCGCUGGAAUUAAAAAUGAAUUUAUUGUUGCUCAACAGUAUACCCUGCCUCUUCAAACACACAAAACUGAGUCCCGUGUUUCAACAACAUAGACACCGCACAACUAAUUUUUCAGUUAUUAAUACUGAACUUUGAAUACAUCCGUGGACCGAUCUCAAAUCAGUUAGCCUUCCUGUUUGUAUUUUUCAAUAUGUAAACACUUUGGUUUCAGUUGUAAUUUUCUUUUCCUCCCCCCGAUCCCUCCUGUAAAUAUGGAAACCAUUGUGUAUGGAAAUUGUGCUAUACUGUUUUGUACUGUACUGUUUUAUAAAUAAUGAAGUCCACUGUUUAUAAAGCAUGUGAUAUUAUCUGCUA
This is a messenger RNA of Maylandia zebra (zebra mbuna), 4329 nucleotides long. It is a transcript of the gene lingo3a, whose product is annotated as leucine rich repeat and Ig domain containing 3a. Gene Ontology annotation, cellular component: plasma membrane. Lineage: Eukaryota; Metazoa; Chordata; Actinopteri; Cichliformes; Cichlidae. The record is from RefSeq and is a predicted model, not a curated record. Gene Ontology annotation, molecular function: protein binding.